GUCGAUAGAUGAGAAAGAUCCAACUCAAACCACAGCUGAUGUCAUAAACACGAGUACAACAUCUUUUUGUACAACACAGCCAUUUAUUUAAUUAUUCUCUUACUAGUAGAGAGGAAUGCAUGCUCUCUGUUAAUAACACCGAACUAUAUACUGGAAACCGUCAUUAUAUAACAUAUAACACCCUACGGAAAAUGGCUUCCCUUUUAUUCUGCUAAUUCGUGCUCGAAUUAAACACACGGCACAACAAUGCUACAGAGGGCAUCUAAGCUACUGAAAUCCUCUUCCAGCUCGGAAAGUGAAUCGAACCCCCGUUCGAAAAGCGAGGCUGUGACCACUUUCGCGGCCAUUAACACAAACUCUGUCGACCGUUUCACUGUAGACGCUGCUGAGAGGUGUUGUAGUGUCACUGACAGCCAAGUUAACCCAUCUACAGUCAAUAUGACAUCUUUUCCACCACAAACUUAUACGUGUACUACGAAUUGUCUGGGUACAAAGAAUAUGAUGCCUGAUAUAUAUUCAGGGGUUCUCAGUGGAGUGUACAGCCUUGUUCCCAGUAACUGGUUAUGGAAGCCUUUAGACUUUGCUUUACUACAAGACCUAUUCAGCACAGCAAUCAGUAAGAAAACAGAGGAGCAAUUGUCUUCAUGUCUCUUCAAUCAGCUUGUUCGUGAACGAGAAUUUGAUAAGAUAAUUAAUACGUUCUUAGCUAUACUAUUACCUGUUUGUUUUAGCAUAGUUACGGGACAGCGUCUAUUGUUUGCCGGUAUAAGCCUCGUAUGGCUGUCGGCGUUGGGGUAUUAUUCGUAUCGCAAAAAUGAAGAACUCUGUGCGGACAAGGAAAGAGAGAAUCAGCGCGAAAGAAAUCCUCCUCAAGUACGGUGGAUCAUCCGGCAAGGCGAUCAAACCGUACGGGAAUUCAACACAUUGCGGCGGAUACCCAAAUUGGACUCCUCCCCGGUGGAGGUGUCGGUUGCCAAGUGCAACACCACCUGGGACCCUUCGCAGCGAAUGGGUGUGAGAAGGACCUCAAGUACGCGAAUGGGUGUGAGAAGGACCUCAAGUACGCGCCUGAGUGAGAGUACUAUAUCCAGCGACUGCGGGAGUGAAGUCGUCAGCUGCAAGACCAUCGGCUUCAACUCAGAGUCUUGCAGCGCGGCAAACUACCAGCGGUCGUUGAGCUCCGGCAGUCGCAACCGCACUCGCGCCCAGACACUACAAUCCCCUUCUAUGGUCACAUGGCUUAGGAGGAAGUCGCACCGGAGCUCCCCUAACCUGGUCAACGAUGGAGCCACUCACACCUCCACAGGCACGGCCAGCGACUUCGGUGUUGAUCAAACUGGUACCACACCGCGAACGUUGCACGGUGCUAAGAAGCAGGCCAAGAAGGACCGGCGUCAAUCCGCCCCGUCGCAGAGCUCCAGCACUCGUCGCAACAGUACGACUGUGGUGGCGGCCACGAACGCCGUGCGCAAAAUCUUGGCCAAGAGUCUGCGUUCAGUUCAGUCGUCUACCCUCGGCACAGGUAGUACUAAGGACUUGUUUGUAGUUGUUCCAAACGCGGAUGUGAAUGUGAAUACGAAUAUAAAUAUGGCGUCAACACGCUUGAUGGAGGCUCCGAGGGUGUGCAUGGACGUGCCAAACACAAGCGGUUCUGUAGUGCUGGGCACGGGGAAAUCAAAAAGUUCUUCUGGUUCAAACCUGUGUGUAGAUUCAGAACCUUCGUGUCUAAGGUCGAGAGUGUCUCAGAUUGGUACGCUUAGAGAAGUCACGAGUGAACGUGACGAUGCGAUUGUCCAGGGAUCAACACUGGUAUCUGUCUAGUCGCAUUCGGUGGUCACGAUGGUGUUUGUUCACAAAAUCAGAACACUACAAAAAUCAUCAUAGCACAGGGGUUCUAAUAACUUCUUGUUGGAUUGUCCCCCUAAAUAGCUUCUUCUUUUUGCAAUCUGCGCUCGCGUUCUUGCAUACAAAAUUGCUCUAAAUGGGUCCAUAUUGCACAAGUGUCUCGGAGAGCAGGUUUGGUAACACCGACCCGUGAAAAAUAGCAGUCAUUCACUUGCAUAUAGAAUUGCUCUAAAUGGGUCUAUAUUGUCAAGUUCUACUCGGAGAAGAGGUUUGGUAAUACCGGCCCGUGAUAAGACUCAAGAGCAGUCACUCACUUGCAUAUAGAAUUGCUCAAUGAAGUGUGACUCGGAGAGGAGGUUUGGUAAUACCGACCCGUGAAAAGAGUAGUCAUUUACAGGCCCCUGUGUUAAUUGCCCAGAUAUACAUCUGAAACACAGUCAGAAUGGCGGUCUCCUAUAUAAAUCGAAUGUAAGGCCUGUAUAAAUUUGAAAUUCAUAUCCAACGAAAUAAAAAAUCACCAGCGUAGUGUAGUUCAC
Messenger RNA from Sphaeroforma arctica JP610, 2381 nucleotides. RefSeq lists its product as hypothetical. The record is from RefSeq and is a predicted model, not a curated record. The transcript is spliced from 2 exons. Bases 247 to 1821 code for a protein of 524 amino acids. Lineage: Eukaryota; Ichthyosporea; Ichthyophonida.